AUGCCAGAAGUACCAGAUGCGAUAACAAAAGUACCAGAAAAUUUGGCUAUUGAUGAUGACCAGUUACUUAAUAACGGAAGCAGCACCAGUUCAGAAGUAAGACCAUCUACAAAAGAUGAAGCUCCUCAAGACAUGAAUUCUCAAUCAACACAACCUCUAGCCAAUGACACACAGCAAGCACAGGACCUCAUCCAACAACAAAGUGAACAAGAAACACGGUGGUAUCCUCCACCCUUCCCGUCCAGGCUGAAAAAGAAAGACGACAGCAAGAAAUUUCAGAGGUUUCUGGAUAUUCUCCAACAGCUACACAUUAAUAUUCCCCUGAUAGAAGCAUUAGAGCAGAUGCUGAGUUAUGUGAAAUUUCUCAAGGAUAUUCUCGCCAACAAGAGAAAGAUUGGGGAAAGUAAAACAGUUGCACUAACAUAUGAGUGCAGCGCUCUGUUUCAAAAUACUCUCCCUACUAAAAUAAAGGACCCUGGGACUUUUACAUUGCCCUGCACCAUAGGAGGGAAGAUAGUCGGAAACACGCUGUGUGAUUUAGGAGCAAGCAUAAACUUAAUGCCCUUGUCAAUUUUUAAAAACCUGGACAUCGGCGAAGCAAGGCCAACCACGAUCACAUUACAGCUAGCUGAUAGAUCGAUAAAGCUUCCUGAGGGCAAGAUAGAAGAUGUUCUCGUGCAAGUGGACAAAUUUAUCUUCCAAGCAGACUUUGUCAUAUUGGAUUAUGAGGCCAAUAGAGAGAUUCCUAUCAUCCUAGGAUGCCCAUUUCUUGCCACAGGGCGAACAUUAAUCGAUGUGCAGAAAGGAGAAUUGACCAUCCAGGUCGAUGAUCAAGAAGUAAAAUUCAAGGUACUCAAUGCAUUGAAGUACCCAUGA
This is a messenger RNA of Benincasa hispida (wax gourd), 876 nucleotides long. Lineage: Eukaryota; Viridiplantae; Streptophyta; Magnoliopsida; Cucurbitales; Cucurbitaceae. The record is from RefSeq and is a predicted model, not a curated record.